Molecule: messenger RNA, 1803 nt
Organism: Talaromyces atroroseus
Lineage: Eukaryota; Fungi; Ascomycota; Eurotiomycetes; Eurotiales; Trichocomaceae
Exons: 3
Coding region: 1-1803 (600 amino acids)
Biological process (GO): regulation of alternative mRNA splicing, via spliceosome; mRNA cis splicing, via spliceosome
Cellular component (GO): U2 snRNP; catalytic step 2 spliceosome; U2-type prespliceosome
Molecular function (GO): RNA binding
Source: RefSeq, a predicted model, not a curated record
AUGGCUGCCGCUGUAGCCAACGGUAAUCAUGCAUCAUCAACGCCUACCACCCUAGAAGAAAUAGCGAAACCCCCGGAGGGCGUGGUCGUGCCGCCCAAGGAUAUUCGAGCGAUUGUUGAGAAAACAGCAGGCUACGCUGCCCGAAAUGGUCCCGUGUUCGAACAACGCAUUCGCGAAAAGGAACAGAGCAACCCAAAAUUCUCUUUCUUGAGCCCCGGAGAUGCAUAUGCGGCAUACUAUCUAUGGCGACUCGAUGAGAUCAAAGAAGGUCGCGGAACCGACAUUUCAGCUGGAAGGCCGGGCGAAGCGCCCGUGACGCCAGCUCCAGAAAAGCCCAAGGGACCGACUGCCCCACCGGAAUUCCAUUUCUCAGCGCGAAUUCCUAUUAUUAAUGCGCAGGACCUGGAGGUUGUCAAGUUGACGGCACUUUUUGUUGCUAAAAGAGGAAAGUCAUUUAUGACCUCACUGUCGCAAAGAGAAGCGCGAAACUUCCAAUUUGACUUCUUACGGCCACAGCACAGCUUAUAUCAGUUUUUCACACGCUUGGUGGACCAGUACACGAUAUUGUUGAAUGAAGAAGGAAUUGAUGCGGAUACUACAGCAAAGCGUCGGCUAGGAGAACUAGACCGGAAUAUCAAGGAAAAACAUCAUAUCUUGGAUCGGGCUAAACAACGAGCAGAAUGGGUCAAAUAUCAAGAACAGCAGAAGCAGAAGAAGGAAGAACAGGAAGAGCAAGAGCGUAUUGAAUACGCACAGAUCGACUGGCAUGACUUCGCUGUCGUUGAGACUGUCCUCUUCGAUGAGGCAGACGACCAGAUAGAAUUGCCACCUCCGGCUUCACUUGGUGAUCUACAAUCAGCAUCUCUAGAGCAGAAGGCUAUGAUAUCGAUCAAUCCAUUACGGAUUGAAGAGGCAAUGCCCACAGAUGAGAUGGAGCCUGUAUAUUACAAUGCCUACCCGGCGGAACAAGUUGGUCCCACACAGCCACCAGUACCUAUCCCCACGGACCAGCAGCCUAUACAGCCUGCCUUCCAACCUACACCUGCGAGUUCUGCCGCCAAUGAAGAAGAAGAGCGACGUAUUCGGGAACGUGCCGAAGCGCGCGAUCAGGCAUCCGCAGCGCAAGCAGCGGCGAAAGGCCAACCGCCAUCAAUGCGUAUUCGAUCCGACUACGUCCCACGGGCACAAUCUCGACGACAACAGAAUGCCACCGUCACAGCUCUCUGUCCCAACUGCCACCAGCAAAUCCCAGUUGCCGAACUUGAUCAUCACAUGCGCAUUGAAAUGCUGGAUCCACGCUGGAAAGAGCAGCGCGAAAAGGCAGAUUCUCGUGCCGCCCAUACCAAUCUCAUCACAACCGAUGUAGCCAAUAACCUGAAACGUCUAGCAAGUCAGCGUAGUGACGUGUUCGAUUACGCCAACGCUCCUGCUCCUACAGCCGCUGCUGCUACCGCUGCCACUGGUUUUGGAGGUUAUGAAUCUCACCAAGAAUCAGAGGAAGAAGCCCGCCGGAAACGGCUCGCCAUGAUGGCUCCCCCAGGUACGACAACAGCAGUACCCGCGCCAGCCCUAGCUCCUCCAGCAGCACCUGGUACACCAGGGUAUGAAAGUGCAGCGAGUGGACGAUUCCCACAAAUGCCCACUGUUGGUCCACCACAGACCAUAGAUAUCAACGAACAAAUCCGGAAUCUGCAUGAGAAGUAUGGUGCACAGCAGCAGCAACAACAACAACAACAACAACAACAACAACAGCAGCAGCAAUAUCUCCACCAUCAACAGCAGUAUCCGGGAAGUCACCAAUAA